GCGGGCACUGGGUCAGACAUUGGAUCGUCUGACUGGACAGCAGGCAUCGGGUCACCAGGCAUCAAGUCAUUUGGCUUGACAGCGAGCACCGCGUCAUCUGGCAAGGCAGUGGGUUCCGAGUCAACUGGCAUGACCGCGGGCACUGGGGCAGACAUUGAAUCGUCUGGCUGGACAGCGGGCAUCGGGUCACCAGGCAUCAGGUCAUUUGGCUUGCCAGCGGGCACCGCGUCAUCUGGCAAGGCAGUGGGCACCGGGUCACCAGGCAUUGGAUCGUCUGGCUCGACAGCGGGCAUCGGGUCACCAGGCAUCAGGUCAUUUGGCUCGCCAGCGGGCACCGCGUCAUCUGGCAAGGCAGUGGGCACCGAGUCACCAGGUACGACAGCGGGCUCUGAGUCAAUUGGCACGACAGCGGGCACCGGAUCAGGUACCGGAUCAUCUGGAUCAACAGCGGGCAUCGAGUCAACUGGC
This is a messenger RNA of Staurois parvus, 468 nucleotides long. NCBI's taxonomy places the organism in Eukaryota, Metazoa, Chordata, Amphibia, Anura, Ranidae. The record is from the annotation of a GenBank genome assembly.